This is a messenger RNA of Carcharodon carcharias (great white shark), 1925 nucleotides long. RefSeq lists its product as uncharacterized. Lineage: Eukaryota; Metazoa; Chordata; Chondrichthyes; Lamniformes; Lamnidae. Bases 1 to 1527 code for a protein of 508 amino acids. The transcript has 11 exons. The record is from RefSeq and is a predicted model, not a curated record.
AUGGUUGGAGCUUGCAAAUCUACAUUUACAGGAAUGCUUAACUGCCCUGAGGAGAUUGUGUUUGUUGGUUUUACAGGCAGAACUACAGUUGCUGACAACCAUUCUCCUUUGCUGGGGCCUUGGCUUCGAGAUGGAGAGAUUCAAAGUGACGAUGUGAUGCUGUGGGAGUACACUGCAGGGAAUAAAACACCAGCUUUGGUAUCUGGUAGGGGGAGAUCAGAUCCUAACAUGGAAUCGGAGGAUAGUCAUGCUUAUCAGAAGCCGGUAACGCGAGGGGAGAUCUUUGGCAACUUGGCGAAACUAUCAACCAACUACUUUCUUUCAGAACAAGAAGAGUCUAAACCAAUCACAAUAACCCGUAUCAUCGGUUCCUCUGUGCUGCUGCAGCCCUACAUGGAUAUAACUACCCUGCAGAUCACCUGGCGAUACUUGGGCCUGGCAUAUGAGCAGAUAAUCCUUCAGUCCUUAUCUUACAGUGACAUUGUGGCGUUCAGUUCAUAUUUCAAACAUAGAGUGACGUUUAAUAAGGAAACUGGAUCUCUCUUACUGAGGAAUUUAAAAAUAGUAGACAGUGGCCUUUACGAAAUGAUUGCAUAUCAACCUACGUUGAACAAUGAGAUGGCACGCAAACAUUUCUUUAUUUUUCUGGACGUACAGGACAAACUGCGAACACCACAGAUCACUCAGAAUCCUGCCUAUAUAUUGACUCAUGUUCAGCUGAGUUGCAUUGCAAGCAAAGCAGCAGUGAGUAGCAUCAUUUGGCAAAAAGAUAACAAGUUUUUGAACAUGAUGCGUGUCCAGUUGGAUUUUGAUAACAGCACACUAUUUAUUCAAGACAUGAAAGUCACAGAUUGCGGCUUGUAUACCUGCACGGUGAAGAACAAGGUCAGCAGAAGCAGCAAUUCUUAUUUCCUCACAGCAGAAGAGAUUCUCUUCAUUCCUAACUGUGCUUUAUUGAUGUCGGUUGUUGCUCUGAUCAGUAGUUUGACCUCCAUCAUUGCGGCAGCUAUCAUAAUCAAUGCUUUAAAGCACUCUCAAGGCCAGCAGAAGGAAUUGACUACCAUUUUUGUGAUCUUUCAUCUUGUGUCCAUCAUCUGCCUGUUGAUUGCAAGUAGUCUGUCUGUGUUUGGUUUGGACUUUUCCCUGUCGUGCAGAAUUAUCGCAGGACUUGGCUGUUUCCUGUCCUUAGCAGUGAUCAUCUACAUUUCCAUCCUCUAUCUCGGCCUGAAUACUAAACAGUCUCCAUCGUUUUUAUUAAUUAACUAUCAUUGUUAUAUCAUAUUUACAUGUGGAAUUCUUUCCGGGGCAGCUUCAGUUGUGCUAAUUGAUGAAACGAAGAAGAUCGUUACAGCUUGUCACUAUCCGUACGAGAUUCUAAUUAUCAGGAGUUUACUUGCUGCGAUCGCCUACAUUUUCUCUGCGUUUUUCUUUGUCCUCUUCUACGUCGCACACCUUCUAGAAAUUGACAUGCGUAUGAAACUGAGAGCCGUCAAACGGGCAACUCGACAGCAGUUAUCCAUAAUGUAGCAUUGUGCAUUGUUACAAGGCAGUUUAAUCAUAGCAAGAGGAAGACAUCAGCUCUUGUGUUUCACUUGCUCUCUCCUUUUACACAGAAUGAUGCAUUUAAACAAAGGCUUAUUCCAGAAGCUACAAUAAACUGGAGAUAACAUCUGUCUGUGGAUAACAACUCCUCCAGUGAUAGUUUCAAAAGAAACUUCAGUCAUUUCAGCUGAUUAUUGAACUUUCUUAACCAAUUGCCUGUCACUCAUGGAGAGGGAUGCCAAUGAAUGUUCAUGGACCAUGUCUGAUUAUCAUUCUGUUUGCAGACUUGGACCUCAGGAUGCUGAGAAUUGUCAGCACUAAUUGUUAUUAAUCACAUUUUGUAAAGGAGGUUUUAAAUAAAAGGUGAAAGUACUUGCAGCAGA